Lampris incognitus (smalleye Pacific opah) is the source of this 912-nucleotide messenger RNA. RefSeq names its product odorant receptor 131-2-like. Gene Ontology annotation, molecular function: G protein-coupled receptor activity. The record is from RefSeq and is a predicted model, not a curated record. Gene Ontology annotation, biological process: G protein-coupled receptor signaling pathway. Gene Ontology annotation, cellular component: membrane. NCBI's taxonomy places the organism in Eukaryota, Metazoa, Chordata, Actinopteri, Lampriformes, Lampridae. The coding region runs from base 1 to 912 and encodes 303 amino acids. The transcript has 4 exons.
AUGGACAGCUAUAAUGACGCUUUCAUUAAAAACUUCAUCACCUUCACCCUCAGUGUCAUCAUCAUGUCCAUCAACGCAUCUUUUGUCUACACCUAUUUUAAGAGCCGAGUGUUCCAGCGAGAUCCAAGGUAUGUGCUGUACACCCACCUGGUGAUCAACGACAUGAUUUUGCUAACCAUUGCUGUGGUGCUGCAAAUCACACUUUAUGUUGCCUCCCUGAGCCUCAUCCCUUGCUGUCUCUUGCUGCUAAUGGCAAUCACCACUAACAAGAACAGCUCUUUGAACCUGGCCGGCAUGGCUAUCGAGCGUUACGUUGCUAUUUGCCGGCCUCUCCACCACGCCAAGAUCUGCACCCGGCAGCGCACCUACAUUCUGAUUGGUUUAAUCUGGGGCGUAUCUUUGACCCUCGCCCUCACCGACAUCUUCAUCUUCUUUGCCACCCAGCCCUUGUCCAUUUUCUCUAGGACCAUCCUUUGCUACGCUAGUGCUGUGUACAGCACACCACACCACAGGGCCAAAAGCAUGGUUGUUCAGGUUCUUGUCUUCGCCGUUGUCUUCCUGAUAUUGAUCAUUACCUACAUGAAGGUGUUUUUUGCAGCCAGGACCGCCUCUGGCACCAACCAGGACUCUGGCAGAAAGGCCUGCAACACCAUUCUCCUCCAUGGAGCUCAGCUUCUCAUAUACAUGCUGUCCUUCCUGUCUCCAUUCAUCAACAUCAUUUUAGUCACUGCUCUGCCAAACAGCCGCACCAACAUAGUCUUCUCAACCUAUUUGUUUACCAAUGUCCUGCCACGCUUACUUAGUCCGCUCAUCUAUGGCAUCAGAGACCAGAAGCUUAGAAGCCACCUGAAACUGUAUUUCCUCAAGGGAUGUUUCCGCCCCAUGGCCAAGAAGGCAAAACCAAGGUCAUGA